This is a messenger RNA of Lytechinus pictus (painted urchin), 7843 nucleotides long. Its product is annotated as 1-phosphatidylinositol 4,5-bisphosphate phosphodiesterase epsilon-1-like. Bases 414 to 6176 code for a protein of 1920 amino acids. The record is from RefSeq and is a predicted model, not a curated record. Lineage: Eukaryota; Metazoa; Echinodermata; Echinoidea; Temnopleuroida; Toxopneustidae. Gene Ontology annotation, molecular function: guanyl-nucleotide exchange factor activity; phosphatidylinositol-4,5-bisphosphate phospholipase C activity. The transcript has 33 exons. Gene Ontology annotation, biological process: release of sequestered calcium ion into cytosol; small GTPase-mediated signal transduction; phosphatidylinositol-mediated signaling.
AGGUCAGUCUGAUUCGAGUGAGGGACACAACUGUAGUAACAUUUAGACAAGCCUUAUGGAUUGGUUUAGUUUAGUACUUAAUAAUGCUUUUAGAAUGCAGCCAUACUAUUUAGAACGCUAUGUGAAUAUAUAGGAAUAGCUAAAGAAUCUCAUCUCAGCUUGGUUAUUCUACAUUUAGUGCCCAUCGGAUCUUGUGCAUCAAUCGUCAUCAUAUAGUACUACUGAGUACAGCUACCAAAGCAGUGGUACAGUCCACACCAACUGAUCAACUUAAGAAUUGGCACAUUGAUGCAUGUCAUAGUGGUCCUCUAAGCAGUCUAUUAGUGGUGGAAUUCCAGGGUAAGCCCCAGUGGACUCUACAGCCUUUGUCACUCGCGGAGCUGAGAGCCAUCUGCGGAGCACUAUCAGCCAACAUGCAGGAGGCGUCCUCUUCUAACCCGGUAUCGGAUAGCAUCCCGGAUGGUGUUGUCACGGCAUCAGCGCCUUCCACACCAAGUCUUGAUCGGGUACCAUACUCAGAUUCCCCAGUUCUAGACUCCAAGAGUCUUCUUGCUCAAAGUGCAUUAUACCAUGAAGAACUUUCUAGAUGCGGACGUCUUCUCAACUUCCCCGAGGAGGUAGCCCUCAUCCUAACACAGACAGAAUUCAAGCUCUUCAAUGAGGUUCCACCGGCAAGCUAUGUCCGCCAUAUCGGUCACAUGACCUUACCGUUGCCCGAUAAUUCAGCACAGCAGAGAAAGUCUGUUAGGGACCUAGAUAUCAGGUUUCAUGAGGUUAGUAAUUGGGUGAGAGACAUAAUUUUGGGUGUGGAAGAUCAAGAAGGUAAAGUUAGGAAUGUACUCAGCUUUAUUCAAGUGGCCAAUUCAAGUUGGAACCUUGGUAACUUCAAUACAGUCAUGGAGAUCUUAGAUGGUAUAAGAUCUGAAAUCCUGAAGCCAGUGUUUGAGAACAUGAAAGACUGUGACAUGCAAGGACUCACUGCCUUACAGUCAGCCAUCAAGUCCAGUGCGACUGAAUACAAGGAGGCUGUAGAUAGAGCACUCAACAUCCCUGGAUGCUCCGUGGUGCCUUAUUAUGGGGCUUUCUUAGAGGAGCUUCAAGUUAUCUGGGAUGAGAAUGUCCCUACCAUGACAAACACUGAUGCAGUCUCGGAGCUUGGUGAUUAUCUAUGGAAUAGUAAUGAGAGAUCGGGAGGUCUGCCAACCUCCAUCCCAGCAACAGGUUUGAUCAACACUGAUAAGAUGUACAGGGCCAAUUGGGUACUUAAUGAUAUAAGACUGUGCCAAGAGAUGGGUAAAGCAAUGAGAUCUGGAGAAGAGGUUGAUGGUACCAUACCUGAAAACAAGUCAACUCAGAGUGAUAGUGAUGCUUCUGAUUUUAGUUUUGUGACAUGUUGUGAGGAUUCCUCCCCCUACGAACCCAUCCAAGCUAUCGCCAACCCAACAGGAAUUGAGAUCAUACCCCAUCAACUCUUUGAUUCUGACCUACAUACACUCCAAUUCAUGCAUCAUGGCUCUUGUGUUUCUCUCUUUGACGAAGACUGCUCAGGGCGCAACGUCCUGAGCUUGAUGAAACUGGAUGUCUGCAAUGCAAUCCUUGUUUGGGCCAAGUCCGUGGAAAGUCCCAGAGAGGAGGAUCUAGACCUUCAUAUGAUCUGUAGCGUCAUGUUGUGCACCAAGUAUCACUCCUCGAACCUUGCCAACACGAGUAGUUUAGAUGGAGGCUACCUUGAUCUCUCCUAUGCAAAGUCAAUCUCGAUCAAGACAGGGAGCAGCAUAGAAUCGGCAGCCUCCAGCACGGGUACCUCUGCGACGGUAUCACCCCGGAAGACGGACGCCCCCAUGACGCUUACCCCAUCUAGUAAGGAAGAAUUGAGUUGUAUCAGUAUUGUAUAUGGUACAGGAAUCACUGACAACAGAGUACUGUCUUUUUGCGUGCCGUCCUUGACGGCAUCUAUGUGGCACCAAGGGUUGAGUAUGGUGAUCAGAGCGUCCCAAGCAUUACAUAAGUUUGCAAUGGACAAGAGACUGCAGAAGCUACAGAGAGAGUAUAUGAAUCUGUUCUUUGAGGCAGCUAGGUGCGCUGGACCAACACCAUUGGAAGCUGUCAAGGUGUUUGGUGGUAAGAAUGCUGCAAUGAAGAAACUAUCAACAGAAAGACAGAGUAGUACAGAUACAGAGACGAAGAAUGUCAGCCUGGAUAGACUCAUGAUCCAGACCCCAAUGAGAAUAAUGCUACGGAGGAAAUCUUCAACUAAGAGCAUCGAAACGCCAGGUUCACCUUUGGGCAGACGAUCGCGGAAGAGUCUUCGGAGCAAGAGUCGCAAGAAGGUGCACCAGCGUGCCUAUACCAUUGAUGUCUCAACGUUGUCACUAGGGGGCAGUAUGCAAGAUGGUGAUACCAAUAGUUUUGUUGGCGGUCAGACAAUGGAAGUGAACGAGAAUGGGAUGGUGAAAACCACUCCUAUGGUUGAUGUGUCAGUCAGCAAUGAUGAGACAUUGCUGUCUGUAACCCCUACCAACGACGAUCCUCAAAUGCCUUCUGAACAUGAUAUAUUUGGUAGGAAACGGAGCAGUUCAUCUAUCGGUUGCGACGGUCAGAGGUCCCUAACAAUGAACAGUAAUUUGUCUUUCAUAGAAUUUGUUGAGCUGUUCAAAUCGUUUAGUGUGUGUUCAAGAAAGGAAUUGAAGGAUAUUUUUGAUACCUACGCUCUGCCUUACAAUGCCAACAAAGAUGCCUCAAGAGACAAGCAACCAGAACUAUAUUACCAUGGUAACCGAUCUGUUAGUCAGGUGGAAGAAACUAGCUUUAUAGGAGUUGGAGUCAUCAGCCUGACACGGAACUCCUUCCCACCGCUGGUGCCGGAUUCAACGCGCAGAGUGACUAAUGCCAUCGCGGCUGCUAGUGUACAGACCAAUAGCUCCGGUACGCAGUCAGUUACAUCACAUGUAAUCACACAAGAAAGAUUCAAACAGUUUCUUAGCUCCAAGCAGGGUAUGGACCUCAAUGAUGAGGAAGUUAGUGAACUUAUACAGCGGCAUGAACCCUCACUGACCAUUAGAGAACAAGAGUGCCUGACCUUUGAGGGAUUUGCCCGCUACUUAAUGGACCAAGAUAACUAUGCAUUCCAGUAUGAACAACUCUUUGUAUGUAAACAGGAUCUCAAUCACCCAUUGUCUCACUACUACAUUGCCUCUUCUCACAAUACAUACCUCACUGGUCAUCAACUAAGAGGGGAAUCAUCAGUAGAACUAUACUCACAGGUUUUAUUGACUGGUUGUCGAUGUGUUGAAUUGGAUUGUUGGGAUGGAGAUGAUGGGUCACCGGUCAUAUACCACGGGCAUACACUCACAUCAAAAAUCAGUUUCAAGGAAGUGGUAGAAGCCAUCAACCGAUCAGCAUUUAUUGCAAGUGAUUAUCCUAUCAUUCUAUCUGUUGAGAAUCAUUGUUCUUUACAACAACAAACCAAGAUGGCUCAGAUCUUCACAGAAGUGUUUGGUGAGAAGUUGGUGAAUAAGUUCUUGUUUGAGUCUGAUUUCAGUAAUAACCCAAGACUACCAAGCCCAGAACAACUCAAACAUAAGAUACUCAUCAAGAACAAGAAGCUCAAGGCUCACCAAGCACCGGUGGAUCUACUGAAACAUAGGGUAAUGCAGUUAGUGAGUGAGCAUAAGAGUUCUAAGGUUGAUCUGUUAGGCUCAGCAGCAAACUCAGUAUCUAUGGGUGAUAUAUCGGAAGAAGAAGAUGAUGAUUUCUUUGAAGAUGCAUAUGAAGAGGUUUUACCAGUAGAUGAUAACAUUCCGGAGACCCAAGUGGAGUUCUCUAAACCCCCUCUUGGACGCCUUGCAUCUACUCAAUCAGAAGGCUCGGAAUCCCCACCCGUGCCUGAUGAAACCAAAGCAGGCUACAAGGGAUCAAUGGCUAAUGGCAAACAUAAGAGAAGUGGUAGUGGCACCCAGAUCAUCCCCCUCACUGGAACAGAGCGUAGCUAUGGCGAUGACUUCUACAAGAUGGCACAGGUCAAACACAAGAAGAAGAAAGAAACGAGUCAGAUAGCUCCAGAGUUGUCUGAUCUAGUCAUCUACACCCAAGCAGUCAAGUUUCCUGGGUUUAGCAGUACUACAGAACAGACUGUCGGGACACCCAGAGAGGUUAAACAGCUAGGCCGCCGUAGUAACCGUUCUAGCACACAAACCAGUGCUUCUAACAGCCCUGUACCAAUAGCGAAGGACAACUCAAAGAGUUCCGAGGAGAGUCCUCAAGUGAAUGGGUCUCCCGAUGAGAGAAAGCUACAGCAUUCUGCCAUGUUAUCUCAAUCUCAGCAAGGUCUGGUAGCAGAGAAGCUAACAGCUUACAUCCAAACACCAAAGUGCUUCCAUAUAUCAUCCGUCAAUGAGAGUAAUCUCAAGAGGAUGUCCAGGAAGUACUUCUCAAAAUUUGUGGAGCAUACUGAAUAUCAGUUGAUGAGGACCUAUCCAGCAGGAAUGCGGAUUGACUCUUCUAAUUAUAACCCGGUCAUCUAUUGGUCAUUUGGAGUUCAGCUCGUAGCUCUCAAUUAUCAAACUGACGAUCCCAGCCUUCAGACGUACUCUUCCAUGUUUGAAAGGACAGGUAACAGUGGCUAUGUUCUCAAGCCUACGAUACUAUGGGACAAGAGCCAUCCGGCAUUCAACCGAUUCAAUGUGUACAAUAAAUCAUUUGACGGCAUGCCCAUCAAAGAACUCACAAUACAGAUUGUGUCUGGACAGUUCCUGAGCCUUACCAAUCCUCUUGGCAGUGUUUACGUGGAGGUUGAAGUGAUUGGUGUCCCUGCAGAUUGUUCCAAGUGGAAAACAAAGGUUGCUUCAAGAAACAGCAUCAAUCCUAUAUGGGAGGAAACAUUUACAUUCCAAGUGUCCUUUGAAGAGUUAGCGUUUGUCCGUUUCACGGUCGUAGACAGUAACAGUUCUAGUACCCUGGCCCAAAGGAGUGUUCCCUUGGUACAUCUUAGACAAGGAUACAGACACCUUAGGUUGCGAUCGUCUCAGAACGUGGCCCUUGAGAUAACAACCCUCUUCAUCCAUUCUCAUCUGGAAGAGAUUCAAGAUGUAGCAACUGAAGCUAUCAAUGAAUCAAGAAGGAAGAGACAGAUGCUAUCUAAUAUGCUCUAUUAUCAUAUAGGCAAGGAUUCGGAUGUCAAGAUGGAAUUCAAGGAGAUGGUUGAUGGUUCUGAGGUGAAGAGAAGAGCGUUUCCUCUGACUGUGUUUGGAGUCUUAGAUGGAGAGGAUAGCACAACCUUGAAAGCAACGCAAGAGACAAAAGCUCAUGAGAUAGUUGCACAGGCCAUGGGUCGAGCAGACCGCCCUCUUGAGUCCAUGCAUGACUAUCUCUUGGUGGAGGAGGUUCAAGAGACUUGGGAUGAUGAAACGGAAGGAAGAACUGAUGAACGAGUAUUAGAAGGAGAUGAGAGAGUUAUGGAAGCGCAGGCCAGCUGGACAGGAAAAGGAAGAUUUCUCUUGAAGCAUCUGCCACAGGAAGCUCAAUCACCACAGUCAGCUUACGACCUACUGAGAACACCCCGUUCCUUGUUUUACAGAAUGUACCGGAGGCAUCGUUCUGAUGAAUGGACAUCAAUGGAUAGCGAUGGGAGUGAUAAGACAUUCUUGGUUUGGGUUUACAACGUCUCUCAGGAUCAGCCCUAUACGGUCUUCAGAGCUCUUACAAGCAGUACAGCACAGGAUAUCAUAGCUCAGGCUAUGGCCAAGGCUCACAGACUUGACGCCAAUCCUUCCAGCUUCGUACUUGUUGAAGAUGUGUACAAGGAAUGGAGGAACCCCGACACCAGCACAGCUAAGAAGAACAUUGCUGAGAAGGUUACAAGCAGGGUUUUAGAUGAUGAAGAGAACGUUGCUGACAUUCAGGCUCAAUGGAAAACACCAGGAAGGUUCUCCUUGAGAGAAAGAGAUGAGGUGCAGGGAAGAGGAAGCAGUGGUACCUUUAAGAGGAUUAAGAAGAAAUCAAGCAGCAGUAAACCACCAUCAUCAAGCCAAAGUGCAGCAUCAUCAAAGUUGAAGAAUCAGACAUUGCCUCGGAACUUCAAGCCUGAUGAAAAGAAAAUGGAAUCGAUGCAAGCCGAGAAGGAACCUCCUCCCAAACCAGCUUCCCUCCGAAGUCGAAUCAAACUUUGGAAGACGUGAUGGAAUUAUUGUUUUAUUUUUUUACGUGAAUCAUCUAGUAGGAGGGAGUAUCAUCAUGGCACCAGGGACCCCGAUUCAUAAAACCUUUAGUAAUAACAAAUUUGCAGUAGCAGUUUUAAGCUGCUAUAACCAUUUGAUCUGAUUGGCCGAUUGCAAACUUUCUAAAGAAAUAGGGCAUUUGUUAUUCUAAUGAGUAUUUAUGAAACGGGACCCAAAGUCAGUAACCCUAAUUUGUAAGAGGGCAAAUGCUGACUAAUAUGAGUUAUGAUGUUGAUGAUGAACUGCUGUCAUUUAAGAGAGGGAGAAUCAACAUCAUUCUAAUAACAGGUGUCUAAGACGUCUGUUUAGGGAAAGCAAAUCUUUGAUUGUCUGAAAGUAUUCAAGUGUAUUCAUGCCAAAGUCAUUUAUUAAUUGCUAUCUGAUAGCACCUGAUGUUCAUGUGUCCAAGGAUAAUUUUUCCUGACUUUAUCAUGUUCUUUCUAUUUCAGAUGGAUAUUAGAUUAUUAUAGUUGUAUUAAGACUUUUUAGAAAGGUCUUGUCUUGAGCGUUGGGAUGCGUAGAAGGUAUGCACUGCUGUUCACGCUAUGGGCUGGUUCUCAUAAGCAUCCAUGCUCACUUUACUGGGUAGGUUAACCCAAUCAGAUCACAUUACUAUGUAAUGUAUUACUCAUUCUGUACUUAUACAAGUACAUUGACGCUUUAUGAUUUUAAAUUACUCUGUUUUGAGACACUGUGCUUGCAAUUAUUUGAAUUAUUGUAAAUGUUCUGUUUAUUUUUCUCACCUUUAAAUGUCAUGUACUUGACCCGUGUCACCGUUGAUAUUGUUUUUAUAAGAAAUGAGCAUUAUGUGUCAUAUAUGACUGAAUAUGUGUUAACAUCUAUUCAUUUCUUCAAUUCGCUUUUUUAAAGUAGAUCUAGCAAGCAAUGUAAGUUGGUCCAUGACUCAGUACUCGGCAGUGGUUAUACUUUGCAUAGUAUACUGUACUGAGAUAAAGUAUUCCAUUGCUAUCAUUCACAUCAUAACAAAAUCACUUGACCAAGGUAGUAUCCAGUCAGAUACUCUUGAUAAAAAAUGUAGAUGUACACGUAAAAUAUUCAAUAAUUUCAUGGUUAAAAGAAUGGCUCUAAUGCCUCUUGUAUAAGACAUUCGUUUUACUAUUUGACCCCGAUGCUUCCAUGAUACUGUAGUACAGUGCCGUGGAUUCAUCAGGGUUUGAAACUACAACUUCCUUUGAAACCAAUAUAAGACUUUGUUGAUUAUUUGUUCUGAUCAAUUCAAUAUAACACUGUUUUUAAGGGUUUUAUUAUUCUUUUCUAUCAUAUGACUCUGCAGAAUUUUUGCACAAAGGCAUGAUGAAAACACAUAAAACUCCAUUUGCUUGAUGAUAUUAAUAUAGAAAUGUCUUAUAUAUAUCUUCAAGAGCCCCCAAACAAGUAUUUUUGUUGAGAUUUUCUCUGGAGGAUUCAGUAGAAUAGUUUCUCAUCCAGUUUUUUAUACGUUUUUUACAAGUUUGCUUCGACAAACGAAAAAGAAAAACAAUUUUUUUUUACUUAUUAAAGGACUGCACAAAGACCACGACCUAUUUAUAUACUAUAAUUCUUCCAUCAUUACACCCUCCUUGAAAAUCUAAUCAAGUACAGACAGGUUGCAUUACAAUUUUCAACUG